AUGGCACCCGGUGUUCUCGAUCAAAACGCGAAUACCUCCUACGGCGAUUGGCGCGAUGACUUCUACAGCAAAGGAUAUGCUGUGUUGAAGGGCGUUAUAUCCCGUGAGAAAGCACUCAAAUAUCGCAACAAAGCUCUUGAUUGGCUGCAGUCAUUUGACACUGCUUUCGAUAUCAAUGAUCGCAGCACCUGGACUUCCGAAAACUUGCCCCAGAGUUUCAAGGCUGGAAUGUACUUGAACUACUGCGCCGCGCAUGAAAAAUACGUCUGGGACGCACGAAUGGAACCAGAGGUCAUUGCCGCUUUCGCCAAAAUUUGGGGAACUGAGGAGUUGCUAGUGUCUUUCGACACUAUCAAUGUGACUCUGCCAGGCCGCACUGACGUUGAGUGGUCACCGUGGCCCCAUGUUGAUCAGGCGCCCGAACGCAAAGGCCUUUCUUGCGUUCAAGGAAUCAUCAACUUGAGCGAGGCCGGUCCCAAGGAUGGCGGUCUGAUGCUCAUGCAGGGCUCGUCUAAGCUUUUCGACCGUUUCUUCAGUCUCAACCCUCCCGACCGCACCCAGGGUAUCGGAGCCAAGCACUACGACUUUUACCCCUUCAAAGAGCACCACGUCAAGUGGUAUGAAGAGCAAGGAUGUAAUCUUAUUAAGGUCUGUGCCGAGCCAGGAGAUUUGAUUCUUUGGGAUUCUCGCUCUAUGCACUAUGCGAAGUUCCCGGAGAGUGAUGAGAUUCGCACCAUCAUCUACGCUUGUUACACGCCCGCUUCUCAUGCUACUCCUGAGGAUCUGAAGAAAAAGGCGGAGAUAUUCCACCGCUGGGAGACCACCACUCACUGGCCCCACUGCAAUAUUCAUGGACAUGGGAAGGCGAUGGUUGACGGCAAGGUUGACCCCUUGGAAAGAGACAACCCUCUCGAGAAGCCCGUCUUGACUGAUCGCCUGCUCCAACUUGCUGGUGUCAAGCCUUAUUAG
Messenger RNA from Penicillium manginii, 969 nucleotides. RefSeq lists its product as uncharacterized. The transcript has 2 exons. The record is from RefSeq and is a predicted model, not a curated record. NCBI's taxonomy places the organism in Eukaryota, Fungi, Ascomycota, Eurotiomycetes, Eurotiales, Aspergillaceae. The coding region runs from base 1 to 969 and encodes 322 amino acids.